GCAACUGUAACUUUGACUCAAUCUCCCAAAGCUUUUCAAUUCAAAUCCAAACAAUAUUGAAUCUUCUAUUCUCUAUGAAAGAAUUUUGUCUACGAAACAACUGAAGAAUGGAAAAAAUUCCUGUCGGAAAUCAAAAUUCUGGACAGGAAGAAAAUCUUUUACAUAAAAUUUUGGACAAAUGUAAGCAAAGUAAUGAUCCUUGCACCUUGGAUUUAUUGGUUUAUCAUUUCAACAUUUGGCAUGAUUCUCUGUUUCGACUUGCGGAAAAAGGAAAUGCAGCUUUCCUUAAUAGAACAGAAUAUCAAAAGUUGCAAAUUGCAAAACUUAUCCUUGAUAGGAUAGAUUUACUUGAAGUCUCAGUAGACCCAUCACUGAAAGGAUUUAAAGAGUAUAAAGAAAUGAAGUUACCACCUAUAGAAGCUUUUAGUAUGAAACCUGAUAUGAAAGAAGCUAGAAAGAUAAAAUUUUGUCAGAAUAUUGACAAAGGAGAUAUCUUGCAUUUAAGAGUGGUCGAGGAAAAUGAAUCAGAAUAUAAAUUGUUAGUAUUAAAUAAAUAUAAUGAAAGUGAAAGACUUGCUGACUAUUCAAUCUAUGCUUAUAUGAUGAAAUCAUAUCAAUUACAGAAACUGCCACGACCUUUACAAGUCUCUGAUCUUGUUAGAGCUGCAGUUUUAGGGAAACUUAGAUUGGAAGAAAAUGUUUUCAGUAAACUUCUUGUUACUUUUAAUAAUAAUUUCAUCAGUGAAAAGUACAAGAAGGAAAAAAAGUACAAGAUAUUUCUUGGAUUAGUUACUAAACAAGAAAUACCUUUCUAUCCAGAGAAUAUAAGUAAAUUCAAUGGCUUUCUAGAUUAUAUGAAAGCUGACAAAAGUCCUGAUAACCCACAAGAGAUAAUAAAAUGCAUGACUUCUGUGGGUGUGGAUCCAUAUAAAAUAUAUUCUUUCCAUGAAAGCCAUGAUGGGAAAAAAUAUGGUAAACCUAAAGAGAUUGAUCGUAGUACAAGAGAAUCGGAGGCAAUAGAAAAGUCUAUGAACUUGGUUAAAGAGGCUGAGAAACAGUUAAUUGAAGGUGUGGAUCGUAAUUCUGUUCUGCCAUUACUAGAUCAAGCUUUGGAAAUUUAUCCUAAGAAUGAUACUGCAUAUGCAGUACGAGGACAACUGUACAAGGUACUUUUUAUUUCUGAAAACAAUGGAACCUAUAUGCAUAAUGCCUUAAAUGAUUUGCAGAAGUCUCUUCAUCUCAAUGCAUUUAAUUUAAUUGCUCUCAGGGAGUACUCGAAUGUUCUUUUGAUGUCAUUAAAAAGGUUUGAAAUGGAUGGAAAUACGGAGAAAGUAAAUAAGAUAUUGGAUGAACUUACAAAGUUUAAAGAAAUAUAUGAUGUUGCGGACUUUUUGACUGGGAAUGAAAAAAAGUCAUGAACAGUUUUCCACGGCAGAAACUGCGUGAUUUCACAUUCCAGUGAAGUGGUUCCAUUUUGUACAUACUUCUGCAUUUAUUGUACAGCAUAUAUAACAUCUUGUUCAUAUCAACAUUUUUCAGAAUUUCUGACUAUUUAUUGUUUUGAAAUCAAUAAACCAUUCUUCAUUUGAGAA
Messenger RNA from Argiope bruennichi, 1592 nucleotides. RefSeq lists its product as uncharacterized. Lineage: Eukaryota; Metazoa; Arthropoda; Arachnida; Araneae; Araneidae. Bases 108 to 1418 code for a protein of 436 amino acids. Gene Ontology annotation, molecular function: protein binding. The record is from RefSeq and is a predicted model, not a curated record. The transcript is spliced from 15 exons.